AUGCAUUGGGAUGCGCAGCCGAGUACGUAUAUCGAUCUGAAAACGUGUUGGCAGAUUUGCGAGUGGCGCCCCGAGCCCUUUAGCACCCCAUUGCUCCAUCUCCCAACUACGAUGUCCGAGAUCACGUUUCCACCCACAGAUACCCCUGGCUUUCAUGUAAACCCAGGCUCUGUAUUGCCCAAGAGGUCUCGAGUACAAACAUUUCCUGCAUCCGGCCAUGGUCCUUCCGACUCGAGUCUUUCGCACUCGCGCGCGUCUGUUUCAUCCGAAUGGGGCGUUUGGGACAGCGACUUGUCCGCUUCGAUGACUUCGAGUGUGGGUCCCUCGGCUUCGAUAUACAGCUCUGGUUCGACUACUGGCAAUCGUACACCUGUACCAAGUCAGAGUGUUGUUCGCCAUGAUGGCCCACCUAAAAGUGUAACCACAAAAAUGCCCAGCCCGCCCCAACGAGUUCGCCCGGAAGAAGUUUGGAGAGAUAUGAUAGGAUCCGCCAACGGUCGGGACAAGGCAUUUAGUAACAACCUCGAGCAGAAACUCAUUCAAUACUCUCUUAAACUAUAUCUCUUGUUCCACGCGCGUACAUUUGCACGCCUCAAACGAGGGUCAGGCCAACUCGAGCCCCGCCUAAGAUCAACCGUCGCGGGCUUCUCUCUCGUGCGCAAAUGCCUUAUUCUAUUCAACUGGCUCGGACCCCUCCUGCAAAUUAUCAACCCUGCAUCCGUCCCAUUCAGCGAAUCCGACCCUCUAGCCUCUCGUAGUUCAGGCAAAUCGAGACCUCUCCUCCACCGCUUCCUGCACGCAUCCCCGCCCGUACUCUUGGAACUUUUCAAUUCGUUGGCGGAUGAUGUCUACACUUUCAGCCGGUUAGGGCUCGUUGGCAAGAAGGUUGGCGGUCGGGCCGAAAAGGCUGCGAAUUGGCUUUGGUUGUUGAGCACCCUUGCUGGUUUGGUCGAGGUUGGCGCUGAUAGGAGUUUGGUGAAGAAUAUGAUUGCAGAACACGAAUCCCGAGUGUACAAGGAUCAAAUGGAGUUGAACCCCAAACAUGUGCAUGAUAGCACCCUCGCUGCACUAGAGCAAGACGAGGACGAUCUGGAGACGCUCAAGAGUCGGUACAAGUGGUUACAAGUUUCGCGUAUGAAACUCUUGUGCGAUUUAGUCUUUGUUUCAUACGAUGUCUUCCACUUCCAAAAGGUACGAGAACCUGCCAUGGCUCUGUCCGGCUUUGCCUCGGCAAUUCUCAGUUCAUCAAAAAUCUACGACAAGCAUUAUAACGCGCUUGCAAAGAGUGAUUCCAACUAG
Molecule: messenger RNA, 1299 nt
Organism: Rhizoctonia solani
Lineage: Eukaryota; Fungi; Basidiomycota; Agaricomycetes; Cantharellales; Ceratobasidiaceae
Product: peroxisomal biogenesis factor 11
Exons: 5
Coding region: 1-1299 (432 amino acids)
Biological process (GO): regulation of peroxisome size; peroxisome fission
Cellular component (GO): peroxisomal membrane
Source: RefSeq, a predicted model, not a curated record